CGCAGCCUCCGACAGCAGUGCUAUCACCGGCGCUGCAUUGAAAGCACGCCAAGAAUGAAAAUAACUGCCCUAAUUCUGUGCAUACAUUGUGUUUAACUGUGCUGUGUCUGUGUUGUGUGAAUGAUGAUUUCAAGAGCGCUUAUUAUAGCGCUGUUUAGUGCAUAUGCUACGUCCCUGACGCCCAUCGCCCCCAUUGCAGCACCAGGGGAUGAUGACUGUGCGUUAUAUUUGACUGGACCUGGACGCUCCUCAGCAUAUGACUACAGCUUAAAUCUUUUAAAAGGAAAUUUUGCAUAUGAUGGCCAACACACAUGUAUUACUUACGAAGCGAUAAACCAAGCUUAUCUGGAUGCGAGAUCGAGAAUAUUGGUGUCUCAACCGAAAGGCGACUGGCACGCUGAAGACUUUGCCAGUGUGGGCGAGCUUAUUCUUGACAUUUCUAUCAGUCUGGCGCGCACGUACGGUCUCACCUACGAAGAGAUAGAGAAAGGUCUUCCUCUCAUAGACACAUCCCGAACUCUAAUCAGAGAAGUUUGCCCACCAGUCUUCUCCCACGUCGAGUGUCGCGCUGGAAAAUACCGAAGACUUGAUGGUCUAUGUAACAACCUUCAGCAUCCAACAUGGGGUGCUACUAUGGCGCCAUUCCAACGAUUAAUUGGUCCGUUAUUCGCUGAUGGCAUUAACGCACCCCGUAUUGCCCAUACGGGGCGGGACCUACCGUUAUCCCGGGUUGUCUCAAGAACCAUGCACCCUGAUGAUGGCUUCCAUGACCAUGCUGGAACAGUAAUGGUUAUCGCGUGGGGACAAUUCAUGGAUCACGAUUACACUCUUACUGGAACACCUUUAGACCCGAUUAACCGCAAUGACCCUGAGGAAUGCUGCAAGCGUCCUCCACACUUGAAACAUCCCUACUGCAAUGAGAUCAGAAUACCUGAUGAUGACUACUUCUACCGUCUGUUCGGUGUUAAGUGCAUUGACUUUGUUAGAGGCUUUCCAUCUCCUAGACCUGGAUGUAAGCUUGGUUCGCGAGUGCCGUUCAACACAUUGACAGGAGCCAUUGAUGGUAACACUGUGUAUGGUGUUACGGAAAAGUUUGCCAGGAAAUUGAGAACAGGCUACGGGGGUCUUUUAAGAAUGAACCCGGUCUUCAAAGAAUAUGGACUAAAGGACUUGUUACCAUUGAAACUCGACAUCCCAGAUGAAGGUUGUACAAGGCCAAACAAAAACAUGUAUUGCUUUGAAGCUGGCGAAAUCCGUGUUAACGAGCAACUCGUACUGACUGUGAUGCAUACAUUGAUGGCCCGAGAACACAACAGAGUAGCCAAAGGUUUAGCAGCGGUUAAUCCGCAUUGGGACGACGAAACUCUAUUCCAAGAAGCAAGAAGGAUUAAUAUCGCCGAAAUACAACAUAUUACAUACAACGAAUUCCUGCCUAUACUCUUAGGAAAGGACGUGAUGGAGAAAUUCGGUUUGGUGCUUGAAAAAGAGGGUUACUGGAAUGGAUAUGAUCCAGAAGUAAAUGCAGAUGUGAUCGAUGCCUUUGCAUCAGCUGCUUACCGAUUCGGACAUUCUUUGCUGCCCACAGCUGUAGAGAGAUGGUCCAAAGCGCAUAAGUUUAUUGCUUCAAAGCGCUUGUCAGAUCUUAUUCGUAGACCGUACGACCUCUACAGAGCUGGAGUACUCGACGAAUACGUCAUGGGACUGAUGAACCAAGUUGCUCAAGCUAUGGACGACUCUAUCACCCAAGAGGUCACCAAUCAUCUUUUUAAGAAGGUCGGAGCCCGGUUUGGAAUGGAUUUGGUUUCCCUCAACAUGCAGAGAGGACGGGAGUUUGGUAUUCCCGGUUACAUGGAGUUCAGGAAGUUCUGUGGCUUGUCAGAUGCUAACACCUUCCAGGAUUUGUUCGGGUCUAUGCCAAAUGAGACGUUAAGAAAGUACGAGACAAUAUUCGAGCAUCCGAUUGAUAUAGAUCUGUGGUCGGGAGGAGUAUCAGAGAGGCCCCUACGUGGUUCUAUGUUGGGACCGACUUUCGCUUGUAUUAUUGCAACACAAUUCUCUUAUUCACGAAGGGGAGAUAGAUUCUGGUUCGAGCUGCCAAACCAACCGUCAUCUUUCACACCAGAGCAACUGACAGAAAUUAAAAAGUCCCGUCUCGCACGAGUGAUUUGUGACAACACUGACAUCAUUGACACAGUCCAGGUUUAUCCCUUUGUCCUACCUGACCACGAAUUGAACCCAAGAGUACCUUGCAGAAGUGGUAUUCUACCAUCUAUGGACUUUUCUAAAUGGGCAGAGCCGGUACCAUUCGGUGCCGCAAAACAAUACGUGAGUAGUUUCGGGUUUAAUUCCUUUCACGGGAAGUAGUAAAAUAGCACAGUAGUAAUUUUGUAAGCAUUGGAUAUUGUAUUUGGUUUGAGAAAUUAAAUCUCUUAGUGACGACUGUUUGGUACCGAAUUUUCGACUUUCGAUUCGAGUUUAUAAGUUUUAAAAAAUUUCAAAUAUUGACUCGAUUCUACUAAUUCCUUAAGUUUAAUUAUAUUUCCCCCCUUAUUUUUUAAAAGUAAAUCAGUCAAUUCACUGUUUUAACUAAAGAAAAAAAAAGAAAAUGAGACAGCACACUACAGAGAUAGAGAAACAUGAAACAAUUAAUUGGUCAAAUGAGUGUAAUUAGACGGAUUCCGUUUAUAUGAAUAAGGGGGUAAUAAAUCCAUAUUGAAUAUCCAAUGCGUGUAUUAUAUGACGUAUACUAAUGCGUAGUCAGUAGAUUAAGGUAAUGUAGUUAUGGAAAUUAUUUAGAAAAUGCUCAAUGCAUUCUUGCAUACUGAUUUGGUGAUGUAUGAAAAUAUAAAGUAAAAAUGUACAAGUCCACGUCCGAAUAAAUUCAGUUAUUUAUUGGUAAGCACACUAUUAAUUGUUAUUUAACUUUAUGUGAUUUCCAUUUUUUUAACUCUAUUAUCUAAUUCACCCACACAUUUUAUUUUGAACUGGUUACAUUCUCUAUUUUGUUAUUUAAGCAUAUGAACGAAAUUAAAUGUUGCCAUAAAUAAAUACCUGCAAUUCAUAGAGCGUAGAUAUUUUUGUAAAUAUUUAUUAUUAAUAUAUUGCCCCCUUAAAAAUAAUAUUUUAAAUAUUAAUGUUAAAUUCCUUUAAUAUUAAAGAACCUAUGACAAUCAUUUUAACCCUUCCCUACAAUUAGUACAGAUUUAUUUACGCAUUACAUUGUGUUGCUUUUGUUUUAUCAAAAAUGUAUUAAAAAAUUGUAGUUCACAGGGAUAUCAUUUAUAACUUGGUUUAACAAGCACUUAAAAAGAGAAAUUAUGAAUUAGGAGUAUUUAGCUUAGAUAUGUAGAUGUUAAAGUAUGUGCUAGUAUGUUUUCUGUAGAGAAUUACACAGUGUAAAUAAUAGAAUAAGCUAUUUAAUUACUAAUAAACAUUGAAAGUAGA
Molecule: messenger RNA, 3444 nt
Organism: Pieris napi
Lineage: Eukaryota; Metazoa; Arthropoda; Insecta; Lepidoptera; Pieridae
Gene: cysu
Product: peroxidase
Exons: 14
Coding region: 121-2364 (747 amino acids)
Biological process (GO): response to oxidative stress
Molecular function (GO): heme binding; peroxidase activity
Source: RefSeq, a predicted model, not a curated record